GUUUACUUCCGGUUGUCCGGUAGCAACAAUCACUACAACAAGGCGGCAGUGGCGGUACUGGACAGCACUGUAGUAUAACGGACCCAUUUCCAAGAUGUCGGAGUCAGAAACGCCCCCUAUGCUGGGGUCCCCGGAGAUGGAAGCGCAGGCCCACGCCCUUGUGGACAUGGUGAUAGAAAGCGCCAGACAGAGGCUCGUGGAAGAGGAGAAAGAGAAGGAGGCUGAGCAUCAGGCACAGGAGGCUGUGAUGGGGACCCAGAAGUAUGGUUACUAUGACUACCUUAUGCUAGAAGACAAGGAAGAAGACUACACUGUCAAAAACAUCACCUGGCCGAGAGCAGAGGAGUUUACCAUCAAACUAGGGGAUGAGAAGAUCAAUGAAUUCAUCAAGACGUGGGACUAUGAAGGCAGCUGGCUGUACUGCAUCGACUUCCUGCAGGAGGAAGACCACGAGUACGACAAACGGUAUCGUUACCGCGUACGCUGGAGCAUCCCCACCAGGAGGAAACCCAUCCCGCGUGCGACGGCCUGCGUUUAUUUCACCAUCGAGGUGUCGAAAAUUAAACCCAAGAAUUUUCCAGUCCAGGUGUACUAUGUGUUUGAGACAAACAAGCUGGUACACAGACCGGGCCAGUCCAGAUUCAGGGAGAAAUGGCUGAAGGACAUCAUCGAGAGCAAGAUCAUCGCCAUGGAAACUGUCAACUUUUAAGGACAACACAGACGGAAAACCUGUGGCUAUGACAUUUUUAUCAU
This is a messenger RNA of Branchiostoma belcheri (Belcher's lancelet), 753 nucleotides long. RefSeq names its product A-kinase anchor protein 14-like. NCBI's taxonomy places the organism in Eukaryota, Metazoa, Chordata, Leptocardii, Amphioxiformes, Branchiostomatidae. Bases 95 to 709 code for a protein of 204 amino acids. Gene Ontology annotation, molecular function: protein kinase A regulatory subunit binding. The transcript is spliced from 6 exons. The record is from RefSeq and is a predicted model, not a curated record. Gene Ontology annotation, cellular component: cAMP-dependent protein kinase complex.